AGGUUAGAGGCACAUUGUAAAGCAAGCGGACAGUGAAGAGUAAGUAGAUCUGUGAUUUGGGCUUUACUGGUGUGAAAAAUCGCACUGAAGAUGGUGUCUUCCUACCCUUUACCGGAUGGUUUCUCAGACUUUGAUGUAUUCUCUUUGGGAUCUUGUCUGCUAGUGGAGGGUCUUCUGGGAUUCUUCCUGAAUGCUGUGACAGUCGCUGCUUUCCUCAAAAUAAGAGAACUGAGAACCCCCAGCAAUUUCCUAGUCUUGAGUUUGGCAUUGGCCGAUAUGGGCAUCUCUACGAACGCAACCAUUGCUGCUUUCUCCAGUUUUCUGAGGUACUGGCCCUAUGGCUCUGAUGGCUGCCAGACUCAUGGCUUCCAGGGUUUCGUGACAGCUCUCGCCAGCAUCCACUUCAUUGCUGCCAUUGCAUGGGACAGAUACCACCAGUACUGCACAAGGACAAAGCUACAGUGGAGCAGUGCCAUCACUCUGGCUAUUUUCAUCUGGCUGUUCACCGCCUUCUGGUCAGCCAUGCCCCUCAUCGGCUGGGGAGAGUAUGACUACGAACCCCUCAGGACAUGCUGUACCCUGGACUACAGCAAAGGAGACAGCAACUAUGCAUCCUACCUGAUCCCCAUGGCCAUUUUCAACAUGGCCAUCCAGACCUUUGUUGUCAUGUCCUCCUACCAGUCCAUCGGCCAGAAAUUCAAAAAGACUGGAAACCCCAGGUUUAACACUUCCACUCCCCUGAAGACAUUUUUGUUCUGCUGGGGACCCUAUGGAGUCCUUGCCUUCUACGCUGCUGUUGAGAAUGCCAACUUGGUCUCUCCCAAAAUUAGGAUGUUGGCUCCUAUUCUGGCAAAGACCUCUCCCACCUUCAACGUUUUCGUGUACGCCCUGGGCAAUGAGAACUACAGAGGAGGCAUCUGGCAGUUCCUCACUGGGGAAAAGACUGAAGUGCCUCAAAUUGAGAACAAGUUCAAAUAAACUAAGCAUGUGAAAAUCA
Molecule: messenger RNA, 997 nt
Organism: Oncorhynchus nerka (sockeye salmon)
Lineage: Eukaryota; Metazoa; Chordata; Actinopteri; Salmoniformes; Salmonidae
Product: RPE-retinal G protein-coupled receptor-like
Exons: 7
Coding region: 91-978 (295 amino acids)
Biological process (GO): visual perception; G protein-coupled receptor signaling pathway; cellular response to light stimulus
Cellular component (GO): plasma membrane
Molecular function (GO): G protein-coupled photoreceptor activity
Source: RefSeq, a predicted model, not a curated record